This is a messenger RNA of Helianthus annuus (common sunflower), 987 nucleotides long. RefSeq lists its product as uncharacterized. The transcript is spliced from 7 exons. The record is from RefSeq and is a predicted model, not a curated record. Bases 97 to 678 code for a protein of 193 amino acids. NCBI's taxonomy places the organism in Eukaryota, Viridiplantae, Streptophyta, Magnoliopsida, Asterales, Asteraceae.
UUCAUUCUAUUUUAAUAUACAGAUUUCAUCGGUUAUUUGGUUGUCUCAUAUCCUAUUGAAGAUGCAAAUAGGAAAGAUGGAUCUAAAACAAAACAAAUGACCAUUACCUUGAAGGAUCUCGAAGAUCAGAAGAUUAGUGUAACGUUGUGGGAAAAUUAUGCAAUCACUUUGUCAAACUACAUGAAUGACAAAAAUCGACCUGCUCAUGUGGUUAUACUUGUCCAUUUUGGAACAGUUAACAUAUAUCAAGGUAAAGUUGGCCUGACUAACAUGUUUGAAGCAAGUCGUGUCUUCAUAAAUUCUGAUAUUCAUGAGAUCAAAGAAUUCAAAGACAGAUAUCUUGAGAAGGAGUUUUCUAAAUCAUCUUCAAGUAAACAAUCAUGCUCACAAGUGAUCUCGAAUACAGAAGAUGAGUUUCUAAAUGCUGAAGAUUUUGUUUUGACCGGUUUUAUUGCUUCUAUUGACGUGGAGAAAAAGGUUAUCAUUGUUGGUACUGUUAUAGCUAUUUCAAAUGAUAAGCCGUGGUAUUAUUUAUCAUGCAAUGUUUGUAAGAAGCAAAUUGAAGAGAAAACUGAGUUGGUUGAAAGAGAUGAUGGCAGUUUUGACGUGUUGGAUGACAAGUCGUUUGAGUGUAUAAACCCAGAUUGUGAUGCUGUUGACAUUGUUCCUGUUCAUUGAUACAAGAUACCUCUAAGGGUUCAGGAUUCAACAGGAACCAUUUCCUGUACUUUGUUUGAUUAUGAAGCUAUUAAGCUUUUGAAAAAAACCUCGAAAGAACUGCUAGAUAUCUACUCGAAGGUUGACACUUCCACCGAAGGAUCGUUUCAAUCACUUCCAUCUGAGUUUGAUGUGUUGUUGAACAAAAAGUUUGCAUUCCAAAUCAAAAUUUCCAAUUUUAACAUUACCAACCAGGUUGAAAACUAUGGGAUUUCAAUGUUAUCUUAUGAUGAGGAUCUACUUUCUGCUUUGGAGAAAAAAUGGAAACUU